CAGUUUUUUUUAUUUUUUUCUGAGCUGAGGUUGAAAGUACACUAUCUUGGUUUUCAGAAUGCAUAGCGUUCACUGAGUUGGGACUACAGAUCGCGUAAACUGGACUGAUACAGUUACUCGUGUUGUGCUGACAGCGGAACCAAAUCCAAGGGAUCCAGUCAAGGAGCUUGGGGAAUGGUAGACCGCAUGAUGGCAAUGAACCAUGGACGAUUCCCCGAAGCUAUUAAUGGUCUCCACCAUCACCACCCAGCGCGCAGAAUGGGCAUGGCCACAUCUGUGAGAAUGGAGAUCAACGUCCAGUCUGCUGCAGAGGUCAUCCCAGCCCAGACCAGUGUGACUCCACCACCGUCCCCAGUCACCACAGAGACCCAGGUCCCUCCACCCCAGGAGGCCCAGCACAUGGACCCCAUGGAGGAGUUUGGUCAUCGGCUGGAGGAGAUCAUCAACACCUAUGGUUCCGCAGCCAGUCUGAUAGAGAAACAGUGCAUCAUCCUGGAAACGGAGAAGGUGGAUGAGGAGGCAAGCGGAGAGCAAGAUGAAGUCACAACCGCCAAGGACGCCAGCACAGGCAAGGAUACGAAAAAGUUGCUGAAAGGAAAGGAGGGCAAGCUUCUAAUGCAAAGUUUGAACAAGCUGUGCACACCAGAGGAGAAACUGGAUGCUCUGCUCAAGAAGUAUGCCGAACUGCUGGAGGAGCGGCGGGGGGAGCAGAAGCAGCUGAGGUUCCUGCAGAAGAAGCAGGGCCACAUGGGGAAGGAGAGGGACCAGCUCCAGUACGAGCACAGCAGAGCCAUCAUGGCCCACAGCAAACUGGAGGGCCUCUGCAGGGAACUCCAGAGGCACAACAAGACCCUCAAGGAGGAGACCCUUGCGCGUUGUCGUGAGGACGAAGAGAAGCGCAGAGAGAUCACCACUCACUUCCAGAGCACGCUGACAGACAUCCAGGCUCAGAUUGAGCAGCACAGUAACCGCAACAACAAGCUGUGUUCGGAGAACACCAACCUGGCAGACAAACUCAAACACAUCAUCAGCCAGUACGAGCAGAGAGAGGAGAGCUUGGAGAAGAUCUUCAAGCACCGCGACCUGCAGCAGAAGCUGUCUGAUACCAAACUGGAGCAAGCUAAUGCACAGCUGCAGGAGGCCGAGGAGAAGCACAAGAGAGAGAAAGAAUACUUACUGGUACAUGCAGCUGAGUGGAAACUACAAGCUAAACUUCUGAGAGAGCAAGAGACAGUCAUGCAGGCUCAGCUUGCUCUGUACUCCCAGAAGUUUGAAGAGUUCCAGACUACGUUGUCUAAGAGCAACGAUGUGUACGCCAGCUUCAAAAAUGAAAUGGAGAAGAUGACAAAGAAGAUGAAAAAACUAGACAAAGAGUCUAAUGUUUGGAAGACCAGAUUUGAGAGCACUAACAAGGCUCUCUCUGAGAUGAUUGAAGAGAGGACUCUGAAGGAGAAUGAGUAUGAGAUGUUUGUCGUGAAGAUUGACAAGCUGGAGAGGCUCUGCCGAGCACUCCAGGACGAGAGGAAGAUCCUGUACUCGAAGAUCAAAGGCAUCCGCCAAACGCCUGACGCCACCGAGGGGACACCCAAGGAUGAGACACAGGAGGUGGCCACUGAACCAGUCCACAGCCUCAUGGACAUAGUUGAGGAGCCAGAGAUGACAGAGGAGAUGGCCCGUCUGAGGGCUGAGCAGAACAGGCUGGCGGAGUUCGCGGCCUCCCUACUGGCCCCGUCCACAGGAGACGAUGAUGACGAUGACUCUGACAGUGAGGAAGAGCCAGAGUCUACAGAACCUGCUGAGGCCCAGAAGAUCCCUGAACCAACACAGGCCCCAGCACAGGUAGUGGUAGAGACACCAGCACAGGCAGAGGAACCAGCACCAGCAUAUGCAGAGGCACCAGCACAGGCUACAGCACAAGUAGAGGCCCCAGCACAGGCAGAGAUGGCUGCACCAGUCCAACCAGAGACCCCAAAAGAGCCAGAGUCCGCCACCAAGAAGCAGACACCAAAGAAGAAUGCAAAUAAGACUAGCUGAACCGACGGAUGUGUCAUUUUGUGAGCGUUAGUACUGUAGUCCCUGUGCCUUGUUUAUGGUGGAGUUGAGAUAUCAAAUCCAGCUUGGUUUGUCUAUAUACUGUUGUAUCUGAAGUGGCGUGCAGUAGAAGUAUGUUUAAGUUGUAUAUCAGAUGAGGACAGAUAGAGUUUUACAGCAUAACCAAAGAAUAGGAAACAAGGUUAUUCAGGACAUUGCACCCUCAAAACUUUCCAAUGCCAAAUGUUACCUUGCGCAAACAGCAUCAGAACAGCCACUGUCUUUUUUGACUUUUUCCAUCUGAACCCCUAUAAUGUAAAUUCAAUAAAUAUCUCAUUGUAGACUACGUAGA
Molecule: messenger RNA, 2383 nt
Organism: Coregonus clupeaformis (lake whitefish)
Lineage: Eukaryota; Metazoa; Chordata; Actinopteri; Salmoniformes; Salmonidae
Product: beta-taxilin
Exons: 11
Coding region: 175-2034 (619 amino acids)
Molecular function (GO): syntaxin binding
Source: RefSeq, a predicted model, not a curated record